Molecule: messenger RNA, 585 nt
Organism: Macadamia integrifolia
Lineage: Eukaryota; Viridiplantae; Streptophyta; Magnoliopsida; Proteales; Proteaceae
Exons: 1
Coding region: 165-407 (80 amino acids)
Source: RefSeq, a predicted model, not a curated record
AUUUGGCUGUACCUUUGUAGCUGUUGCAUAAUUUUGGUUUAAGAGUCUAGAAGCAGGAUCUACUAAUUAAAUUAGUAGUUUUUAGAUUUGAGAAGCCGAAAGAGGCGGCUGGCCGGUAGGGAGGAGAAAAGAGAAAAGGAAAGGAGAGGAGAGGAGAGGAGAGGAUGUCAGGAGCGCAAGGAGCGCAGCCGAAAGAGUCGCUGACGGCGACGACGUAUGAGUCGGUGGGAGGAGGUGAGAACAAGACGAGGACUGAUCCCCGAUCAACCGAGGACGUCGGAGGGAUUCAGAUUGAUAAGCUUCAAGACAAGGUCAAAGAUGCUGCCGGCAAAGGUGGCCCUGUCUUUGGUGCCGGUAAAGAUGAAAACAAACAAGACCUCGGUGUCACCGGCACGGGCACCGGUUAGCCACUUAGCCUGCCCGCCUGCCUUCCUUAUAAAUGUUGUAGCCUUGUAGGGUUCCUUCCGUGUAGGACUACUGUAUAUGUUUGUACUUUUAUGAAUCUCUAGUUUGUUUUGUAUCAUCCUCUUCCAAAGCAUAAUUAGAGUUAAUCAAAUUUAACUCCAAAGUUAAUUUAGUUGGCAA